Molecule: messenger RNA, 421 nt
Organism: Striga hermonthica
Lineage: Eukaryota; Viridiplantae; Streptophyta; Magnoliopsida; Lamiales; Orobanchaceae
Source: the annotation of a GenBank genome assembly
UGGUGGAGUCGCUGCGAGAGUGGUGUUCGUGUGAAUGCGGCGUUCUCCAGUGGUAUUGGUGAUUCGUUUGUUGCCGGUUCUGUUGGUUUUUCCACUGCUAGUGGAGCUUUGAGUGAUUAUGAUCGUCUUGCUCUUGGCGGUUUAACCAAUGAACAAUGGUCUCAUUUUGUAUCUUUGGUAAAUUCGGCUAAACAAAAUAAUUCCUUGUCUGAUACACAUCGUUUAUUUGAUUGGAUGUACGAUAGUGGGGCAACUCAUCAUAUGACAGGAUUCCUAGAGUUUCUUUCUGAUGUUCAAGAUAUUCCUGCCCGUUCUGUUCAACUGCCUAAUGGUUCAUUGACUAUGGUUACUAAGGCUGGGACUGUUUAUUUGGAAUAUCAUAUCACUCUUUAUGAUGUUUUACACGUUCCCAGCCUUCGCU